Molecule: messenger RNA, 255 nt
Organism: Monoraphidium neglectum
Lineage: Eukaryota; Viridiplantae; Chlorophyta; Chlorophyceae; Sphaeropleales; Selenastraceae
Exons: 1
Source: RefSeq, a predicted model, not a curated record
GUGCCGUGCAUCACCAAGGCGCACUUUGAGGAGUCCAUGAAGUACGCGCGGCGCUCGGUCAGCGACGCCGACAUCCGCAAGUACCAGGCCUUUGCGCAGACGCUGCAGCAGUCACGCGGGUUCGGGACCGACUUCCGGUUCCCGGAGGGCGGCGCCCCCGCGGCGGCCGCGGCGGCGGCGGCACCGGCGGCGGGCGGCGGCGCGUUUGCCAGCGGCGCGGCGGCGGCGGACGACGACGAUGACCUGUACAGCUAG